This is a messenger RNA of Suillus subaureus, 405 nucleotides long. Its product is annotated as histone H3. The transcript has 5 exons. The annotation marks the transcript as partial. NCBI's taxonomy places the organism in Eukaryota, Fungi, Basidiomycota, Agaricomycetes, Boletales, Suillaceae. Gene Ontology annotation, molecular function: DNA binding; structural constituent of chromatin; protein heterodimerization activity. Gene Ontology annotation, cellular component: nucleosome. The record is from RefSeq and is a predicted model, not a curated record.
CAGCAAACCGCCCGUAAGUCGACAGGAGGCAAGGCUCCUCGCAAGCAACUCGCUACCAAGCAGACCAGGAAGAGUAUUGCGGCCGCCGCCACUGGAGGUGUGAAGAAGCCUCAUCGCUUCAGACCUGGCACAGUCGCCCUCCGUGAAAUCAGGAGGUACCAGAAGUCCACCGAGCUGCUCAUCCGCAAGCUCCCCUUCCAGAGGCUCGUGCGCGAGAUCGCCCAGGACUUCAAGACUGACCUCCGCUUCCAGUCAUCCGCUGUUCUUGCCCUGCAAGAGGCUAGCGAGGCUUAUCUGGUAUCUCUCUUUGAGGACACCAAUCUGGCUGCCAUUCACGCUAAGAGGGUCACCAUUCAGCCCAAGGAUCUCGCUCUCGCUCGUCGUCUCCGGGGCGAACGUUCCUAA